GAACGUUUCAUGAAAUAUCGAAAAUCGCAAACCUAAAAUAAUAUCGAGGAGUAAAAUUUUUUCUUAAUUUUUAUUAAAAAAAUAUCGAUUGAAUCGAACUAUAACACCAAGUCGAUUCAACGAUAAAAUCAUAUAGCCAGAAUCAGUUUUGAAAUCGAUAAAUCGAUCGAAAAAAAUCGAUUUUUAAAAAAUCAUUUUAAAUUGCCCAUUGCUACUAAUAAAUACGUUACCAUUCCAUUUAUUCAGUGAUAUUGGCCUCGUAUUUGAAGUAAUUUAGUACUCAAUUCAAUUUAACUGAAUGCACUUUAACAUGUAAAAAGCUUCACUAGUAUCUUACCCUUAUAUUUUGUUAAAUCAUUUUGAUAUGAUUUCAAUUUGUGUAUUAGGUAUUAUAAAUAAAAAAUUUAAUAUUUAUAAUUAUUAGUGUGUUCAGAAUGUUCGGUCUCUCAAGUGAAAAUAAGAUCAAAAAAGAAACUCUAAAUAAAAAUAAAGAACUUGUUGAAGAUCUUUCAUGUAGCAAUCACAACUUAAAUUCUUUUAACAAAACUUUAAAAAGUUCUGUACCUAACUCAAAUUCUAAUCACUGUAUCAAUGGUCUUUAUAUUUCUAAAAACAAAAGACUUGAGCAAUUACAAAGUCAUUUGAAUAAACAGAGUAAACUUAUUCAUCGAAAGUCCCCUAAAUUGAAUUGUCUAGUCAUAAAUGAUGUGAUUAAAGAAAACUGUAAAUUGAUUGAAAAAAACUGUUCCGAAAUAAAGCCUUAUAAACCAUUAAAUAUUUCUAUAACACAAUCAAAGUUUGUGUCUCGCGAUAAUUUAUUUCAACAAAAAAACAUUACUUAUAAGAAAAAUAAUUUCACACUUAAUAAUCAUAAUAAAUAUCUAAAAAAUGUAUCGUGUUUCACCAAAAAUUCUUGUUCAUUAAUAAAUAAAAAGAAAAGCAGUGAAAUUUUUACUGAAGCAGAUCAGAAAAAAAAUGUAAGUAGUUUUGAUUUUGGCAAAAAUGAAAGCCAAUCAAACUUUUUAAACAGUACUAAUUUUGAAUCAUUAAAUCCAAGAACUAUUUCUUUGGAUGAAACAGAACAAAAAAUAAAUUUAAUUAAUACAAAUUCAUUAUUAGAAGUGAAGAAUAACAGACAAAGUAAACAAAUAUAUAUAGCAAGAAACUCUUUAACAUGUCAUUCAAGCAUUUUAAAAAAUAAAAAAAGUUUCUUAAGUAUUAAAUCAGACAAGAAAAAAUCAAAGAAAGUGACUUUUUGUGGAAUAAGUAGUAUUGACCAUGAAAACAACUUGUCAUCCUUACAGGAUUCUUCCCCAGUUAAGAAAUUUAAGUCUAUUGAUGAAACUAUUGAAAGUAUUGAUGAAAGUAAUGUGAAAUAUAACUCUUCUAAAGGUAAUCUCCUUAUUAAUGAUGCUAUUAAUAACGCAAAACAGAAUUCAAACUCAGCAAGUAAUCUAAAUAAUCUAGAUGAAUUGUCAUUACCAAAUAUGUUUGAACAGGAAAUGAAUAUUUAUUCAAAUACUUCAUCAGUUUUUAGUAGUUCACAAUCCAUCAUAACUUCAUUUGCUCAAAAUUUGUUGUUAAAUCAGCAGUCUAAAGAUGGUUCUAAUAAUUUAAAUUCUAAAUCUAGCCAGAUGCUAUCACAAAAUAAUCUAAAAGUAAAAGUUGAAAGUCCAAAGAAUGAUCUCCUGAAUAAAUUUAAUAAUAUUUUUAUAAAAGAGAGUAAUACUAACUAUAAUGAAUUAUCCAAAUUACAGUAUUCAAGCAAUAUGAAUAACACCAAAAUAGUUAACACUAAUACAAAAGAUAAUUUCACUCAAAAAUCUAAUGAUAAAAAAAUCAAUCGUAAUCGAAAUAUUUUAUGCAAAGAGAAGUUGAAAAAUAUAAUAUAUUCUCAAGGUGAUCAAACUAAAAAUUUAGAUAAGUUGUUUACUUACUUAAAUGCAAAGUAUUAAUGUUAAUAAUUAAAAUUUAAUAACCUAAAUAAGAAAAAUCUUUGAUUUUUGUUAAUAUAAUAUUUGUUAAUUUUUAUGAAUAAUUUAUUAUUUAGAUGACCAUUCACCAAGUUAAUAGUUUUUGUUUAUAUUUUUAACAUUUAAC
Daktulosphaira vitifoliae (grape phylloxera) is the source of this 2100-nucleotide messenger RNA. RefSeq lists its product as uncharacterized. The coding region runs from base 435 to 1955 and encodes 506 amino acids. NCBI's taxonomy places the organism in Eukaryota, Metazoa, Arthropoda, Insecta, Hemiptera, Phylloxeridae. The record is from RefSeq and is a predicted model, not a curated record. The transcript is spliced from 2 exons.